Molecule: messenger RNA, 945 nt
Organism: Octopus bimaculoides (California two-spot octopus)
Lineage: Eukaryota; Metazoa; Mollusca; Cephalopoda; Octopoda; Octopodidae
Source: RefSeq, a predicted model, not a curated record
AACACUUCCGGUUCCGGUGGAGAUGUUUAUUUACUGAACAUGGCGGUUAGCGAAUUAAGUUUAGAGUCUGUUUUAAACUUUAUGAUAGAAACUGGUGGGAAAUGCACUAACAAAGAACUUGUAACUGGUUUUAAACAGUUUCUUGAAGAUCCAACUAAUAAAGUAAAAAACCGUGAAAAAUUCAAGGAGUUUGUAAAUACUCUGUCGCAUGUUAAAGAUGAUAAGAGUGGUAAUAAGUACCUUGUUCUUAAAAAGCAAUACCGUUCAAACAAACUUCUUGGAAAUAAGAUCUCUCAUUUUGAACCACAAUCCCCUCCAGCAACACAUGCGUCUGCACCAACAUCACAUGAAGGCGAAAAGACUGACAAUGUUCUCCGACAGAGCAAGCGAGCCAAAUCAGAGCCACCUAACAUGCAACUGUCAGCUGGUGUUCAAAUAACCAUCCAAGAACCACAAUCAGAAACCGAUGAAACCAUUUCCAAGAGCCAAAGUGAAAAUAAUUUACAAAACAAUAAAUCUCCAAAUCUUGGACAAAGCAGCAACACUGCCUCUACAUCAUCAGUUGCCUCAACAGCAUCUGAAAAAGACACAUCUGACGGUGCUCCAUCCAGUAUCAGAAGCGUUAAGGACCAAGCCAAACAUCUGAACAGACUACAAUCAGAAAGUGACCUGCUGAAACUAAGUAGCCGAAAGCAUGACAAAUCAAAAUCUGACAAAAAUAAAGAUGGUGCUGAUGAUGAUGAUGCAAAUUCCUCUGGUGGAUUUGUCACACUCUCUCCAGAGCAAAAAGAAUGGAUGAAGCUGUCAGCUAAAUGUGAUUAUCAAGAACUAAGUAAACUUCUAUCAAAAAAUCCGUCCCUUGCUAAAGAGAGGAGUUUUAUUAAUGUAAGUAAAGAAAUUGUCUCCAUUCUAAUUAUCAUAAUGCUUUAACAUUAUUUUCCAGUC